AAUUCAAUAUGAUACAUUCAAAGAUGCUUGCACUAAAUUAGGUUUACUACAAGGUGAUGAUGAAUGGGAUUUCUGUUUAUCAGAGGCAUUACAGAUUCAAUCUAAUACUAACAUUUCCAAUCAAGCUUUAUUGCAUUUACAAUCUAUUUUAAAUAAACAUGGAAAAUCUCUUUCCGAUUUUCCUAACAUGCCCUUACCAACUAUCCCUCCAACUUCUGACAUUCUUAAUCAUCUAAUUGCAGAAGAACUUAAUUAUAAUAUCGAAGAACUUACACAAAUAAUAGAACAUGGA
Racocetra fulgida is the source of this 292-nucleotide messenger RNA. The record is from the annotation of a GenBank genome assembly. Lineage: Eukaryota; Fungi; Glomeromycota; Glomeromycetes; Diversisporales; Gigasporaceae.